UAGCUACGUCAAAGAUUACCGACUUGUCGUCAUUGACCUCAGGUUUAUAGCUAUAGUUCCAACUUCUGAAUGGUAUAUAAAUGAUAUGAAAAGCUAUCUAGAUACCAGACUUACAUAAUAGUGCAUCUUUGAAGCAUACAAAUACAAGGUAAAACAUGAACACUCUUGUAAUUAUUGGCGCCUUAUCGGUGUUAUGCUGUGUUUACGCUCAGUCAUACAGGAGGGAGAGACAGAGAUUUGACAACGACAUGUUUGAUCGCUUUAGUGGUUCCGGACGCCAUUUGGAAUCAGGACGUUUUAGGGACUCAGGUCGGCAGUUUAGAUCAGGUGGGGAAUUUGAUUCAGGACGCCAUAUUGGAUCGGGACGCCAUUUUGAAACAGGACAUAGAUUAGGAUCUGGACGCCAGUUUGAUAGAUUAGGAUCUGGACAUUUAACAAGAGGAGAUGGUUUAUUUAGAAGAAUGGGAGAUCGAGAUUAUAGACCAAGUGUCUCAAGACAUAUUCCAAGAAGAUCAAUAAUUCGUGAUUCCUACUAGGUGUCAAGAAUUUCAGAUAAAAGAUGACCCCUUACUUAAAUUAAGUGAUGGUGCCAAAUUUAUUUGAUGUCUUUCAUUUCACUAUUAUCAUUAUUUAUAUGCAAUAUUAUCAUGUUCAAAUAAAUAUUUCGUUAAAUUUUA
This is a messenger RNA of Ruditapes philippinarum (Manila clam), 677 nucleotides long. RefSeq lists its product as uncharacterized. Lineage: Eukaryota; Metazoa; Mollusca; Bivalvia; Venerida; Veneridae. The coding region runs from base 156 to 536 and encodes 126 amino acids. The record is from RefSeq and is a predicted model, not a curated record. The transcript has 3 exons.